Messenger RNA from Procambarus clarkii (red swamp crayfish), 489 nucleotides. NCBI's taxonomy places the organism in Eukaryota, Metazoa, Arthropoda, Malacostraca, Decapoda, Cambaridae. The record is from RefSeq and is a predicted model, not a curated record.
AUGGCAGGUGGGCGUCCGUGGCAAGUGGGCGUCCGUAGCAGCAACACACAAGGCCAUGAGACCAGCAGCAUAGAGAGCCACUGCCCCAACAGCACAGAGGGCCAAGGCCCCAGCAGCAUAGAGGGCCAAGGCCCCAGCAGCAUAGAGGGCCACGGCCCCAGCAGCACAGAGGGUCAAGGCCCCAGCAGCAUAGAGGGCCAAGGCCCCAGCAGCAUAGAGGGCCACGGCCCCAGCAGCACAGAGGGUCAAGGCCCUAGCAGCACAGAGGGCCACGGCCCCAGCAGCACAGAGGGCCACGGCCCCAGCAGCACAGAGGGCCAAGGCCCCAGCAGCACAGAGGGCCAAGGCCCCAGCAGCAUAGAGGGCCAAGGCCCCAGCAGCAUAGAGGGCCACAGCCUCAGGAGCUUAAUUGUGGACGCUUCACUAGCCUCUUCCCACAGACCAACAAACAACAUUAACUGCGGCAUCAGCGACCUGAAACAACGAUGA